AUGACCACUACAACGACUACCCAAUCUGUUCCUAUAGAGUUGUGUCAGGUCUCUGAACAACCCAAUGUUAGGGGAGGCGCCACGAGUCCAGAUUCUACGGGCCCUGAACCUAAGUCCCUUGGUCGGGUUGUUUAUCUCAAGAUUCUAAGCGCAUGUUUCUCAUUCCUGGUGGCUGGUGUGAACGACGGCAGUGUGGGAGCCUUGAUCCCGUACAUGAUCCGUGAUUAUGAGAUUAACACAGCCAUUGUGUCGAGUGUCUCAUGGAUAUGGGAGCUAUAA
Messenger RNA from Fusarium venenatum, 279 nucleotides. The record is from RefSeq and is a predicted model, not a curated record. Lineage: Eukaryota; Fungi; Ascomycota; Sordariomycetes; Hypocreales; Nectriaceae.